AUGGAUCCGAUUCCUAUCGUCAAUCCGACAGAUGUGACUUUUAAUUCGCGCCGUCUGUUGGGCCUCGUCGGGCAAGCUCCUAUUCCCCAAGGCUUCACUCAGCCCGAUAUGGUGAUCAACUUGUUUCCGCUCGUCGAGAAGCUGAUUCAGACAAACCAUGACACAUGA
Molecule: messenger RNA, 168 nt
Organism: Plasmopara halstedii
Lineage: Eukaryota; Oomycota; Peronosporomycetes; Peronosporales; Peronosporaceae
Exons: 2
Coding region: 1-168 (55 amino acids)
Source: RefSeq, a predicted model, not a curated record